UUUUUCAGUGUGUCUAAGGCACUGACAGUGACAUCGUCAAUUUCUGCUCUGAGUUUUAAUUCCCCAAAGAAGAAAAAAGUUUUGCACUGAAGCUACUAUGACGCGUGUGAUGUUCCUGGCGGUGAUCGCUGCUUUAGCCAUCUGUGCUGAGACAGCUUCACUGGGACAUCAAAGAUCUCAAGGGGAACUGCACCGAGGAAAACGUCAGUUCUCUUGGUCUAGCAAUCAAGUAGUAACACAGAUCGGAGGAGAAGAGAGCGGAGGAGAGCAGAGGGUCAAUUCUCACAACACAAUUCUUGGCAAUACUCAGAAUGUCAGACAAGUGGCAACAGCAGACAAUAACAAGCAAAUUGUGCAUCAAGGCUAUUCUCUGUUCGGCCCCAGUGAACAAGAAGUCGUGCAGAUUGCUACAGGGAAAGGUUACCAACACCAAAUUAUCCACCAAAAGGGAAGCAUCUUUGGGACUACUAAAUAUAAAUAUACUCAGAGAGGAGGAACUAAGCAGGUGUUUAUUGGAAAGUAAUACAGGACAGAAAAAAGAUCCCGCCCUGACCCUGUGCUACUGUUGAAACUACAUCUUUUUUUAUGAUUUCUUUGGGUCAAACCAAAUUAUAGUCAACGUUUACCAGAACCAAAUACACUAUCCUUAGCAC
Messenger RNA from Penaeus monodon (black tiger shrimp), 653 nucleotides. RefSeq lists its product as uncharacterized. Bases 98 to 523 code for a protein of 141 amino acids. The record is from RefSeq and is a predicted model, not a curated record. The transcript is spliced from 4 exons. NCBI's taxonomy places the organism in Eukaryota, Metazoa, Arthropoda, Malacostraca, Decapoda, Penaeidae.